AACAUAGAACAUUUUUAUUAGAGUGAGAAAUGUUUUCAUGCACCAAAAGGUAUUAAAUAAUGUUUAUCUAAUCCCCCAAAAAAUGAAACUAGGAAUGGCAAUACCAAAAUGACGCCGUUUUCAGUUCUCAAGCUGCAACUCACGAGAGGAUCCUAGGGUUUCCAGCAGGGGCAGAGAAAGAGAGAGAGGGAAAAGUAGAGGAAUGGGAAAUCCGAAGCAGAAAUGGACGCCGGAAGAAGAAGAAGCCUUGCGCGCGGGCGUGGCCAAGCACGGCACUGGCAAGUGGAAGAACAUCCAGAGAGAUCCCGAGUUCAAUCACCUCCUAUUUUCCCGCUCCAACAUUGACCUCAAGGACAAAUGGCGUAAUAUGAGUGUUAGUGCUAGUAGCCAAGGCCCAAGGGAUAAAUCACGAACUGCAAAAUCAAAGGUCAGCCUGGAUGUUUCUGCUGCUUCAUUGUCAAACGCCCAGACUUCUGCUGCUCCAGCUGCGCAUGAUGCAUCUGCAGAUAUGGCUUUGGUUGAUCCUUCAAAAAGCUCAUUGGAUGGCAAAAAUGUUCCAAAGUACAACGCAAUGAUUUUUGAAGCACUUUCAACUUUGAAGGACCCGAAUGGAUCUGAUACCAGCGCAAUUGUUGGCUAUAUUGAGCAAAGGCAUGAGGUGCCCCAGAAUUUUAGGAGGUUAUUAAGUUCAAGGCUAAGAAGGCUGGUUGCCAGUGACAAACUUGAAAAGGUACAAAACUGCUUCAGGAUAAAAAAGCACCCCCUUCUGGGGACAAAAACACCUUCACCAAAACCAAAAGACAUCCGACCUAGGUUGUCACAGAACACCAGUUAUAUACCCUCCUGCGAUACUGUAGAAGAAGCAGCUGUCGCUGCUGCAUACAAGAUUGCUGAAGCUGAAAACAAGUCAUUUGUUGCAGCUGAGGCAGUUAAGGAGGCGGAGAGGGUUUCAAAGAUGGCUGAAGACACUGACACACUGCUGCAGCUGGCAAGAGAGAUUUUUGACAAGUGUUCAAGUGGUGAGCUUGUGAUUAUGGCAUGAGAUAUGGAUUUGCCUCCCUAUCAAGUCAGGGACAUAGACCCUGUUUAUGGGAAAAUGUAAACGAUCUUGCCCCUUUUUGCCUCAUUUUCUUCCAACCCUACUGGAGUGAAAACUUUCCUGGUUGUGUCUAUAUAAUUAUUAUUCAUUAUGGCUUCUUAAAUGGUUCAAUGGGUAUUAAAAAACAUAAAAACCAUUCUAAACAA
This is a messenger RNA of Malania oleifera, 1245 nucleotides long. RefSeq names its product telomere repeat-binding factor 4-like. NCBI's taxonomy places the organism in Eukaryota, Viridiplantae, Streptophyta, Magnoliopsida, Santalales, Ximeniaceae. Gene Ontology annotation, biological process: nucleosome assembly. The record is from RefSeq and is a predicted model, not a curated record. Gene Ontology annotation, molecular function: double-stranded telomeric DNA binding. The transcript is spliced from 6 exons. The coding region runs from base 203 to 1042 and encodes 279 amino acids. Gene Ontology annotation, cellular component: nucleosome.